Molecule: messenger RNA, 5638 nt
Organism: Podarcis lilfordi (Lilford's wall lizard)
Lineage: Eukaryota; Metazoa; Chordata; Lepidosauria; Squamata; Lacertidae
Source: the annotation of a GenBank genome assembly
AUGCCCAGCUACUUCAAAUGGGCUGUCUUUGCUUCCAUCGCUGUGUUGAGCUUUGCGUCUUUUAUCUUGAUCCUCGUUGCAAUGAGCACCCAGAAAUGGAUGACCGGAAAAAUCCUUUGCAAAACAGGAGCUGAGCUGGUCAAUGCCACAGACCCAGAGCUAGUCAAAUUCAUGGGGGAAAUUUACUACGGACUCUUUGGAGGUGGCAAAAUACGCCAAUGUGGGUUAGGUGGGCGGCGAUCCAAAUUCACAAGUAAGUAACACUGUUGGUUCAUUUCUCGAAUGUGUGCCUAUUGACCAUACAUUUUCUUUAUGUUUUCUUUAUGCUAAACAUUGGGAUUUUACCUCUGUGGCUUGUUUUCUGAGUUAUUUUAUUUUUUUCUUCUCAAAUUGGAGUAAAAAAUGUGGGUAUAUUUUAAAAACUGCUCUCCUUGACUGAAAUGUGGGGACUUGAAGAGGACCCCCACCAUACCCAUGGCCCUUAGAUGCUGAAGUAGGAUCCUGAUGGGGAGAGGAAUAAGAAAAUGGGGGACGAUGUUGAGACAGGGGUCAUGGGGAAGAAGCAACUCUGGCGCUGAGGGCAGGAUUGGUUCCCCACUUUGGCAAGGCAAGGGGAGAAUGAGUGGCCUAAAAUGAGUCCUUUGGGUUGGACAAAGGUCUACUUAUAAGUAAAAUCAGGACUGGAAGUGAGGGCAAGGGAGCCAGGAAACGGAUGUGGUCAGUGGAGGAGAAAGGGUGCUUCCAGGCCACUCCUGUUCUGGGAAUCAUAUACUGGCCAAUUGAAGUUGUGCAGUUUGGAAUUCUGGUGGGAUAAAUGUCCGGCUUAGGCCAAAGAGAAUACUUCUUCUCCCACUGCUUUUGUCUGAUGUGGUUGUCGGCUAUUGUUUCUGGGACACCUGCACCAAUCAGAAGCUGCUCCUUGGUUUUUGAACAUUUCAAAAGUCAAGCGGACUUCCGGAAAGGAUUAAGUCUGGCGCUUUUGUUUUUGCCAUUUAUUUUGCGUUUUUGAGGCUUUUUCGGCUAACUUGUUUUUGUGACUGAUUGUGUGACUGCAGAAAUGGAUAAAAGCCCCCCCAUCCAAACUUUGACUACCAUCAGUGCAGGUAAGUAAAAAAAAUAAUUUUAAUUUUUUUCAUCUACAACACUGUCUUAUUAUUUUAUAGUACAGUACAUUGACUAUUGCUUUCAUUUUAUGGAUCAGUAGUCUUGUUAGAUAACAAAAUUCAUGUUAAAUUGCUGUUUUAGGGGGAUGUUUUUAAAAGCCUGGAAUGGAUUAAUCCGUUUUGCAUUACUUUCUAUGGGAAAGCAUGCCUUGGUUUUGAAAUGCUUUGGUUUUGAAACAGACUUCCGGAACAGAUGAAGUUAGAGAACCAAGGUACCACUGUAAUCCCAAGUCCAGUGGCAUCAGCACUGGAGGGAAAACCAGGCGAGAUGUGGUGCAGCAAUAAAACUGCUACCACCAUUGCAAAGCUAAGCAGGGUCCGACAUGGUUUCAAAUUGGAUGGGGGGACCUUCUGUUGAGAUUCUUGAAUUGCAGGAAGUCUCACAGGGUCCAUUCCGGCUCUACAAUUCUAUGACUCUGUUGUUCAGUGGUUCUACGUGGGAUCUCCCUGACAAUUAGGUUCAUAGUCUACAGGUUCUCCUAGAUCCAGCUUGGUCUCUGGAAGCCAAAAUAGCCCAUGGAGCCCGGAGGGCUAAGGCUGUAGCCCCACAGGCAGUAUGGGCAUGGUUAUCUGUGUACUGGUAGCAUCCUGGAUUGAUUAUGGCAAUACCUUUGAAGAUACCUUGGAUACCCCAGUCAAAAUACAUCUGCUGGCUUACUCUGGGAAUAGGUGUACGUUUCUGUUGGAGAUAAUUCAGACUGAAAUUCCCAGGUGUCAAAAAAGGUUAUUUACGCUGCCACUACUGCGGCCCGUGUUUUGUUAACCCAAAAAUGGAAAAUGAGUGAGGUCCCAAGCAAAGACUGGCAACUUGAGUUGACUGAAUAAACACAACGUGCAGACUUAACAUAUAGAAUAAGAGAACAAGGAGAACAUACGUUUAAAGAAGAUUGGAAAACGUUUAUUGCACAUAUGGGAAAUAAUUGUGUACAGCUGAAAACGCUGGCAGCAUUAAGAUAAAUUCAACAGUGUAAGUAAGUUUUGAUGGAUGCAAUAAUGGAAUACUGAAUGGUAUAGUUUUGGUAAAAUAUGCAGGAAUUUAUGAUAUGUAAAAAGAACCAUGGAACGAGAAGGGAAGUCCCUGAUAUCUCAAGGAUGUAAAAUGAGUAUUUUAGAUUGUAAAACAGAAAAUUUAAUAAUAACUAUAUAUAACUCCACUGGUUGCUGGUCCACUGUUGUGCAUAAUUCAAAGUAUUGUGCUUGCCUUAAAUGCCCUGCAUAGUUUUGGAUCUAGGUACCUCAAAUAAUAUAUGUUUCCAUGCAAAUGUGUCCAUAUAUUGUGGUAAUAGACAAGCCCAGCCCUAUCAUUAGGCAGUGAGAGACAACCACCUCAGUCCAUAAAUGCUGGGAAACACUGGAGACAGCCCUCCCAGUGGUUCAGAGCAGUGGACUCGUAAUCUGGUGAACCGGGUUCGCUUCCCCGCUCCUCCACAUACAGCUGCUGGGUGAUCUUGGGCCAGUCAUACUUCUUUGAAGUCUCUCAGCCCCACUCACCUCACAGAGUGUUUGUUGUGAGGGAGGAAGGGAAAGGAGAUUGUUAGCUGCUUUGAGACUCCUUCGGGUAGUGAUAAAGCGGGAUAUCAAAUCCAAACUCCUCCUCUUCUUCUUUCGUUGGUCCUGAGGACUUCCUUGCAUUUACAUUUCUAGCCUGUUUCCCUUGAAUAUUGAAGUAAGAUUCAACUGCCAACCCAAUCUGUUUCCAUACAUGGAAUUGGGAGUGGUGGCGUUCAGGGCCGGCCCAAGACAUUUUGGCACCUGAGGUGAACUGCAAGAUGGUGCCGGCCCUGCCAGGGAAGAAGGGAGGAGUGAGAAGCUACACUGGGAACCAGAAGGGAAUAAAGAUCUACAUCAGGAAGGAGGAGAGGAGGGCGACCAGCUGAUUUCAAAACCACCUACAGAAUUAACACAUAUGUGAAUAACUUAAAAGAAGUACUGUGGGGGGGGGGAAGUAUUUGAUCCCCUGCUAAAUUUGCCCGUUUGCCCUCUGACGAAGAAAUGACCAGUCCAUAAUUUUAAUGGUAGGUUUAUAGUAGCUUUGAGAGACAGAAUAACGACAGGAAAACCCCCAGAAACCCAGAAGACAAAAGUCAGAGAUUGAUGUGCAUUCUAAUGAGUGAAAUAAGUAUUUGAUCCCCUAUCAACCAGCCAGAUGUCAGGCUACCUGGUAUCUUCACUGGAUGCAAUGAGCUGAGAUUAGAAGGACCUGCUGUAAGGGAGAGGUCUUAUUGCUUUUACAGUGGUACCUUGGGUUAAGUACUUAAUUCGUUCCGGAGGUCCGUACUUAACCUGAAACCGUUCUUAACCUGAAGCACCACUUUAGCUAAUGGGGCCUCCUGCUGCCGCCGUGCCGCUGGAGCCCAAUUUCUGUUCUUAUCCUGAAGCAACGUUCUUAACCUGAGGCACUAUUUCUGGGUUAGCGGAGUCUGUAACCUGAAGCGUAUGUAACCUGAAGCGUAUGUAACCCGAGGUACCACUGUAUAUUGUUUUUAUCUUUUUUUGUACACCACCCUGGGAACAAUUUGACAGAAAGGGAGCAUGAGAAAGAGAAGGAAAGAAAGUUUAGGCAUCUUUAGAAAGCUAAGAUAGCCAAGGCAUCUAACGAACUUUGGAAACCACACCCAAAAAUGGGGGGGGGGGCGUGGAGCUGUCAGUAGUAGGGUCCAAAAUUGUGUAUUCCUCCCUCCACAGGGGUGACACCCUCAGAUUUGAUCCUGGCUCCUGAAAUAUUUGAUUGCAGUGAAUAUGAAUUCUAAUAUUUUUCAAUACUUAUUGCUGCAAUCCUAUACACACUUAGCUGCAAUCCUAACCCCACCGAGGACUGCAUUCAAUAGGACUGAAUUCUGAGUAGACAUGGUUAGGAUUGCACUGUUAGUGGAUUAAUAAAACACUAAACAAGGCCCAUUAUCAUUUUAAUUAGUACCUGAAACUAGAACCUAAAAAGUUCACCUGACUUUAGUUGCUGCUUUUCAGGUCACUGAAGAUGGGUCCCAUUGUCACCGCAGAAGCAAUUGAUCCAUUACUCCACAUCACUGGAGCUUGGUUAAAUUACCUUGACCUGUCAUAAACAGAGCUUAACUGUUUAACAUUAAACAUGCAGUCAGAGCACAAGAGCAUUAUCAUUCUCAUGUUGAAUAGCAAGUACUGUACACUCUUCAAAAUCUAACGCUUUUAUAUCAUCUGAACAGAUGGAACAUCUUCCAAGGAAGGAAUUUCCCAUUAAUCUUGAAUGGAAAACUUCAUAGCCUUUGUGGGUCCUGCCACAUUUACACAACCCAAAACUCAAUGUUGUUUUCUUUUCCAUGUCAGUAUUUCCACACCUGGUGAAGAAGUUGAACACAGCUCUCCACGUGGCAAUUAUCCUUUUCCUCUGCAUGGCGUUUUCUUUUGCUCUGGUCAGUUUGGCAUUCUGCAUAUUCAACAUAAUUAAAGUUCCCUAUCGGGCUAUCAAAGGCCCAGCUGGAAUCGCCUUGUGGAACGUCCUUGCAGGUAAAAUGUCUGAUGGCACCCACUUUUUCCUUUUGCUAGAUUAAGGGUUUGCUUUCCAUUAUUUCUGCAUGUCACUAAAUGCUCUUAGGGAAAUUUCCAUUGGCGUCAUUGGGUAUGUGUAGUCUGGACAAGAGGAGACUGAGAGGAGAUAGGAUAGCCAUCUGCAAACAUCUAAAGGGCUGUUACGGGGAAGAUGGAGAAAGCUUGUUUUCUCCCAUUGCAGAGGGUAAGACCUGAACCAAUGGCUUCAAGUUACCAAAAAGAAGAUUCAGACUAAACAUCAGAAAUAACUUUACGUUGGCAAGAGCUGUUUGACAGUGGACCAGACUCCCUGGGAAGGUACUAGACCAUGGGUAGGCCAACUAAGGCCUGGGGGCCAGAUCCGGCCCAAUCGCCUUCUAAAUCCGGCCCGCGGACGGUCCAGGAAUCAGCGUGUUUUUACAUGAGUAGAAUGUGUGCUUUUAAUUAAAAUGCAUCUCUGGGUUAUUUGUGGGGCAUAGGAAUUGGUACUUUUUAUUUUUUCCCCAAAUUAUAGUCUGGCCCCCCACACGGUCUGAGGGACAGUGGACUGGCCCCCUGCUGAAAAAGUUUGCUGACCCCUGUGCUAGACUCCUCCUUCCUUGGAGGAUUUUAAGCAUGGAGCAAAAUGCCUCUACAAUUCUCUGUUUCUAAACUAUUUUUGCGUUUCAGUGUAUUAACGCCUUUGUGUUUUGAAUUCUCUUGCAGGUGGCUUUGCAGUGCUGGGUGUGACUAGCUUCAUGGCUGCCGUCAAACUGCACAACCUGACUGAAAGGAUUGCCAAUUUCCAGGAAAACGUCUUCCAGUUUGUAAUCCUGGAAGAACAGUAUGAAGACUCUUUUUGGCUUUGCGUGGCAAGCGCGACCAUUCACGGUGUGAACUUGCUGCUAGUUGCCAUCAGCACAAUUCAUUUCCCUAAGCGGAAGACAAAGACAGAAGAAGCAAAUGUUGCAGCCGAAGACAUCAUGUACUGA